This is a messenger RNA of Oikopleura dioica, 1122 nucleotides long. Lineage: Eukaryota; Metazoa; Chordata; Appendicularia; Copelata; Oikopleuridae. The record is from the annotation of a GenBank genome assembly.
AUGGAAAAAGAAGUGGAAACCAGCCUCUUUUCGUUGCCACCGGAGCUCUUGUGCGGCAUUAGCUGCUACUUGCCGGGAGAAGAACUACGUCAAUUCGGGACAACCUGUACGCGGUUAAAAACGAUCGCCGAUAGAACCGCAGUUGGCCGAAUCGCCUAUCUUUUGCGAAAAUCUGAGCCACUUUGGGCCCGUCUCCAUCGAGGCGCGAUUCGGCAUGGGAUGAGAUCGCCGACUGCUAUUCUUGAGUUCAUGGAAGGUAAAACUGGCUCCUCUGGAUAUUCGAACGUUUUCUUCAGAAAAACAGUUCAGAUGCGACUAGCCCACACGAAAAAUACUGAUCCGAUUAUCGUCACGCUUGACACCGGAAACCCCGAUCAUUCGGUCGACUCCGUUGAUCAUCUGGAAGAUGUAAAUCUUUUCGACUCGCCAAAGUUUCCAGCGCAAAUUCGGAUUGAAAAAGAUUUGGCCGCCGCGGCGUUUUUCAAUCGGCUCCCAAAGCUGACUGUCUAUACUUGGAAUCUAGCGGCGGAACCGACAAAAUCACCUUCUUCGAGCGAAAUAGGGCCGAUUUGGCGUCGACCGCCAACGAGGACCGUCGCUUUGGACUUGAGCAACUUUGACAUUUUUGACGACGAUAUUCCGAUUCUCGGCGAUGUUCAAAUUUGUGCAAAAUUCGUGGCUGUCUAUUUGGGUUGUAUUGGCGUUGUGGUCGUUGUCGACAUGCAACGAGACCGGGACGUUAGUGUGAAGGUUCGUUUUCCUUCUGCGCUCUUCUGUUCAAAGGUCCAUCGAACGAGCCAGAGCGUCAUCAAUUUCCGCGGUUUCUUUGUUGAAAAUGAGACUCAUUUUUUCGCGUUUGAAGAAGCGGAUGACUGGAUCGACGAGUUUACUCCAGCCUUUCUGACAUUUUACUCAGCCAAAGACGGAAGGCAACUCGAAGAAUAUCUCAAGAUAGAUGAGCUUCUUUCAUCUCCUCACGGGAUAAAAAGGCUCAAUGACAAAGUCUUUGUUGUCUCAGAAAAGCGCAGGAACUUCUUCCACGUCGUUACUUUGGAUAAAGAAAGUCCCGUCGCCCGUCAUUUCGCGUUUCGUCACGAAAUCGAAUCAUGUAUGCUCUUAUGA